CGCUACCUCAUGCUCAUCAGGCGGUCAUUUAGAUCGGGCAGAAUCGCCACGGUCGGCCUGACCGUUAUGGCAUGACUCGCGAUGAUGUCAACCGUCAACAGGUCUCCAUGUCAUGAAUCUCAUCUCCGAUCGGGGAUGACAACCAUCGUGGGUCGACUGGUUUCCAUACUCGUUCCUCCUAUGAUUCGUUGACUAGUCGCCCCCCGAUUCGGAUAUCUGGUGUGGGUCUGAGCGUUAUGGAUCAGGAUACCUGACAACACUAUGGAGCACGCCGUACUAAUAUACUAGCAGGCUAGCAGCCUUCCUCCCCCCACCACUCGUAUCCAGCGAUGCAGUCAGAUCGCAAACCGGCUCUGUUCCUUAUCUCUUGGAAUUCAGCCUUCUGCCGCUGAUCCGCCACUGGAGUAUCAGACGGGAUGAACCCAGAAAAGUCGAUAGGCAGAUGGGGCUCUUUGGAUCUUGGCAACCGUUCUACAAGUCGCAAAUCCAAAGGCAAAUGCGGGGUUGAGAUUGCACGCAUGGAGGGGGCAGGGAAGGGGUACAAAAUGAAAGUAAAGAAAAAGAAAAAGAAAACCUCCGUCACAAUCCAUCCUUUCAUCCAACCACAAGCAUCGGUAAAUGACCUUUCCCCUUUCAGUGCCCGGAUCGGACCACUGCAUUGUGCAGGCCACUGCAAGGAUGUUCCAAUUGUUUUGAUGAUUUUUGACUUUUGCCUGGUCUCUUUUCGCCUAUCGUCUUCCCUUAUUUUGCCUGGUGCAGGGACCGGCAGCGUUCCCUCUGAUCGAACGGAAUGUGCAGUAGCCCCAACUUAUCGACGCCAUGCGUCUCGGGUUUCGAAUGCGUCGUUGGUCAAACACCUUUUGAAUCUGAUGUAUCAUUAUCGGGUUGCGAAUGGGCUGAGCCCCCUUGCUGAGGUUGAUCCCGACUGGGGGUGUCAUGCAGUUGCGCCAUCGUACCCUUGUUUCUUUCCCCAGAUUGUCUCCUCCUGACGACCGUGGUUCGUUCCUGACCAUCCCUUACCGCCGGGGAAUCCCCAUUUAUCCACCGACCUUAUCAUGAAAGAGGGGUUGUUCGAUUAAGCGAGUGGCCGGUCCAUCA
Molecule: messenger RNA, 1098 nt
Organism: Aspergillus campestris IBT 28561
Lineage: Eukaryota; Fungi; Ascomycota; Eurotiomycetes; Eurotiales; Aspergillaceae
Exons: 1
Coding region: 417-989 (190 amino acids)
Source: RefSeq, a predicted model, not a curated record